This is a messenger RNA of Solanum dulcamara, 1745 nucleotides long. RefSeq lists its product as uncharacterized. The record is from RefSeq and is a predicted model, not a curated record. The coding region runs from base 46 to 1668 and encodes 540 amino acids. NCBI's taxonomy places the organism in Eukaryota, Viridiplantae, Streptophyta, Magnoliopsida, Solanales, Solanaceae. The transcript has 7 exons.
AGAAACUCAAAAAUCUUCAUAAUUUCAACCAAAUUUAAGAAAACAAUGCAAUGUUGUGAAGAAACAAUUGCAAGGCUAUUCUAUAAUGUCUCAAGUUCAUUUCAACUUUUCCUCAUUUUCUCCUACUUCGCUUCCAUUUUACUUGCCAAACUCUUCUACUUUCUUGGCGGAAAUCCAUUUUUCUGGAGGAAUCGAGUUAACAGAUAUGAAUUUGCUGAGUUUUCGGAUGAAGAAAAUGAAUAUAAUUAUCAUAACGAUGCUGAAACAGGGGAGGAAAAACAUUUUCUAGCACACACAUUUCGCGAAAAUGAAAAAAUUGAAUAUAACUUAAAUAGCAGUGUCGCUAAUAAAGUAGACUCCGUUUAUGCAUCACCAGCUUCAAAAUUUGUCCAUACUGAUGAUGAUGAUGAUGUUGAAGAGAAGAAUCUCAAUUCGGAUUCUUACAAUUGUGAUUUGAACAUGACGGAUAGCGACUUUAAUCAUGGGAAACUUUAUAGGAAAAUCAGUAAGGAUAAGAAAGUAAAGAAGAGUAAUAAGUUUUGUAGAGAGGAGAAUUUCUUGGUUUAUGCACCAGCUAAGUUAGAGAGCAAGAAACUUGAAUUCCGAAAAAUGGAGGAUGAAAUAUAUGGGGAUUCUUAUAGUGUUGGAUCAAUUUCAAGCUCCAUUAAAGAUUCGGGUACUGAAGAAGAAGAAGAAGAUCCGUUUUCUUCUUCUUCAAGAAGAAGUUGCCCCAAAUGGGAAUCUUACACUGUCUUCCAAAAAUAUGACGAAGAAAUGCUGUUUUUAGAUAGAAUCAGUGUACAAAAACUCCAUGAAACAGAAUCACUAAGAUCCAUUCAAUCAUGUCCAAGAUCGAUAUCAGACAGGAUUGUUCAUAAAUUGGCGAUGAAAAACAGGAAAUCAUCAGAGUUUCGACACAAUCCUUAUCACGAAUUGGAGGCUGCUUAUGUAGCACAGGUAUGCUUAGCAUGGGAAGCACUGAGCUGGAAUUACAAAUACUUCAAAAGCCUAAGAGCUUCCCGUCUUGAAGAGGAUCCAGGUUGUCCUGCUUAUGUAGCUCAACAUUUUCAACAGUUUCAAGUGCUUUUACAAAGAUACAUUGAGAAUGAGUCAUAUGAACAUGGUAAGAGACCUGAGAUUUAUGCUAGAAUGAGAAGUUUAGCUCCAAAGUUGCUUCAAGUUCCUGAAUAUCGAGAUUCAGAUGAGGAAAAAGGACAGGAAGAAUUGUGGUCAAGAAUAUCAUCAGAUUCAUUUCUUGGGAUAAUGGAAGAAGCAAUCAGAACAUUUAUGAAAUUCCUCAAAGCAGACAAAGAGAAUCCUUGCCAACUUCUAAUGACAGCUUUCUUUAGGAGAAACAAAAGAGCCUCUACUGACCCUACUCUUCUACUCUUACUCAAGAAAGUUAACAAAAAGAAAAAGUCAAGGGUGAAGGAUAUCGGUAGGUCAGGGAAAUGCAGCUUGGGAAAAAGGAGAUUAAAAGAAGAGGAAGAAAUGGAGAUAUUGAUGGGAUUAAUAGACUUAAAAGUGGUAUCAAGAGUGUUAAGAAUGAGUGAAGUGAAUGAUGAGCAGUUGCAUUGGUGUGAAGACAAGAUGAGCAAAGUCAGAGUUUCUGAUGGCAAAUUACAUAGAGAUGCUUCACCACUUUUCUUCCCAGCACACAUUGGUUAAAUGAGUUUAAGUUUUUAUACACUGUCUUAGUAAAUAAUUUUUUAUACUAUCAGCUCGAUAUUCAAAUGAUAUUUAUA